AUGGUGGGAGUUCCUCGUUCCAAGGGCUGCAUCACAUGCCGGAAGCGGAGAAAGGGGUGCAAUCUCGAGAGGCCAACGUGUGGCCAGUGCAAGAGGGCUGGCUUGAUAUGCGAGGGCUACUCCGCCGAACGGGUCUUUGUCGUGAGCACACCGCGCAGUCGGCAGGCGGGUUACAGCGCAUCUUCUACCCCUUCUUCGGUUGGCUUUCCAUGGCAGCGGAUUAUCCAGCGCAACCAAGUGUCCAGCAACAUCACCAACCUCCGCCUGCUGGCACGGCCAGAGGAUGAGAGGAGGUGUAUCAACCAGUUCUGGGAGGCCUACUUCCCGUCAGGGCAGCCUAUCCCGAGCAGUGCUGCUAGGAGUUACACAUGCACCUGGACGGAAACGGCACGGAACUUUGAUCGGGGGGACGACUGCCUUCGAUACGCCUUGUGGGCUAACUGUCUUCUCGUAACCGGAAAACGCCACGGGUCCGUGUGGAUGCUCAGGGAGGGGUCGAGGGUCUAUGGGGAGGCACUCGCUAAUCUGAGAAAUUUGUUGACUGGGACACGGGGCCUGGGAAGGGGCACGCUGAUAGCAACUAUCAAGCUCCUGAGCAUGUUUGAGGCCUUCUCUACGCAAGAGAACGGCUCAAUGGCCGAUCGAGUCCAGAACUGGCAACGCCAUCAUGCCGGGGAACUUGCCUUAAUUGUCACUAGGACGCCCGCGGCACACAUUGAAGGUGAGGCACAUCACAUAUUUUCUGACGAAAGAGUUGAGAUGCGUUUGGUGUUGGGCGCUCCAGAAUGGAAAAGCAUCCCCUGGCAGAAAGUUCCCAAAGAUUUCAAGGACAUUCUUGUCGAUGUAUUGGUCGAUAUGCCUCAGCUUGUUGAGGAAUUCGACAAUAUGAGGCUCUGCAAUGACGCGGCCAAACGAACGGGUUUGCAAGUCGAGCUCGAACAAAAAUGCUGGGAGCACGACCAACAGCUUCUGGCUUGGCUCGCAUCCUCCGGUCAGUUGCUGGGACAGGGACAGACCUCCCUGCACGUACAGACCCGGUGCACCAUGCUCGAAAUCUCACGGCAUCCCUCGGCACGCUCCUCCAACCCAAAGCCGGGCUGUUCGGGCAACAAAGCGUAG
Molecule: messenger RNA, 1119 nt
Organism: Chaetomium globosum CBS 148.51
Lineage: Eukaryota; Fungi; Ascomycota; Sordariomycetes; Sordariales; Chaetomiaceae
Exons: 5
Coding region: 1-1119 (372 amino acids)
Biological process (GO): regulation of DNA-templated transcription
Molecular function (GO): DNA-binding transcription factor activity, RNA polymerase II-specific; zinc ion binding
Source: RefSeq, a predicted model, not a curated record